Molecule: messenger RNA, 2488 nt
Organism: Tauraco erythrolophus (red-crested turaco)
Lineage: Eukaryota; Metazoa; Chordata; Aves; Musophagiformes; Musophagidae
Source: RefSeq, a predicted model, not a curated record
GAUAGUUAUCCAUUCGCAGGAGAAAGAAAACUCUGAUCCGGAUUAUAUUCCCAUCAACAGCCGCUUUAAAUGCGUACAAGAGGCAGAAGAAACCCUCCUGAUUGAUAUAGCUACAAACACAGGCUGUAAGGUCCGGAUACAAGGUGACGAGAUGGCGGAGCGGCUCUUUGAAAUCCCUGAUGAGGAGCGUUGCUUAGGGUUCCUUUCAGAAGUGCAGAGCAUACAGGAAGCCCACAUGAAGGCUCUUCCUGAACCUAAGGACUCAGCCAGCUGGCACCAGCUGUUUGAAAUUGUUUCUCAGGGCAUUGUGCUUGUUUUUUUCAUUGUAGGAGCUCUGGGAUUUGAGGAUGACUUCAACACUCUAAGCCUAGAAGAGAAAAGAAACAUGCAAAACCACCAAAUGGGAUCUCGCCGGGAACCCCCACCUCCUCCUGUGCCUCAAAAUAGGCAAUUUCACAGAGAGAGAGAAGGUGGAUCAAGAGACCAGCCAAAAGUGACCAACACUAUGCGCAAAAUGUUUUUGCCCAGCACGCAGUCGGGACAAAGAGAAGGCCUCAUCAAACACGUGCUUGCCAAGAGAGAGAAGGCAUAUGUCAACCUUCACAACUUCAGAUUUUUUGUGGGAACGUGGAAUGUGAACGGGCAGUCUCCAGACAGCAGCUUGGAGCCCUGGCUGGUGUGCGACUCGGAGCCGCCAGACUUCUACUGCAUCGGGUUCCAGGAGCUGGACCUCAGCACGGAGGCGUUUUUCUACCUUGAUUCUGCAAAGGAGCAAGAAUGGCUGGCUGCUGUGGAGAAGUCCCUGCACCCGCAGGCUAAGUAUAAGAAAGUGCACAUGGUCCGUCUGGUUGGGAUGAUGUUGCUCGUUUUUGCUAAGAAAGAUCAUCUGAGCAAUAUCAGAGAGAUCAUGACGGAGUCCGUGGGCACGGGAAUCAUGGGAAAGAUGGGCAACAAGGGCGGCGUGGCGGUGAGGUUUGUGUUCCACAACACCACCUUCUGCGUUGUCAAUUCCCACCUCGCUGCUCACGUGGAGGACUUCGAGCGGCGGAAUCAGGAUUACAAGGAUAUAUGUGCUCGGAUGAGUUUUGUAACCGUUGAUGAUAGUCUACCUCAGCUCAACAUCAUGAAACACGAUGUUGUCAUCUGGCUAGGAGACUUGAACUACAGGCUUUGUCUCCCUGAUGCCAGUGAAGUGAAAAGUCUUAUCAGUAAGAAUGAGCUUCAGAAAUUGCUGACAUACGACCAGCUGAAUAUUCAGCGCACUCAUAAGAAAGCAUUUGCAGAUUUCAACGAGGGAGAGAUUAAAUUCAUCCCCACGUAUAAAUAUGACUCUAAAACAGAUCGCUGGGACUCCAGUGGAAAGUGUCGUGUGCCAGCAUGGUGUGAUCGAGUCCUUUGGAGAGGAGGGAACAUAAAUCAGCUCCGGUAUUGCAGCCACAUGGACCUGAAGACCAGUGACCACAAGCCAGUCAGCGCGCUUUUCCGCAUUGGGGUAAAGGUUGUGGAUGAGCAGAAGUAUCGGAAGUUGUUUGAAGACAUCGUUCGUAUAAUGGACAGAAUGGAGAAUGACUUCCUUCCUUCGCUGGAGCUAAGCAGGAGAGAAUUUGAGUUUGAGAACGUGAAGUUCCGUCAGCUGCAGAAGCAGAAGUUCCAGAUCACCAAUAACGGGCAGGUCCCCUGUCACUUCUCGUUCAUCCCAAAGCUCAACGAUAGCCACUACUGUAAGCCAUGGCUUCGGGCUGAGCCUUGUGAAGGUUACUUGGAGCCAGAUGAGAGCAUGGACAUCUCCCUGGACGUGUAUGUCAGUAAGGACUCAGUAACGCUUCUGAACUCUGGCGAGGAUAAAAUUGAGGAUAUUCUUGUCCUUCACUUGGACCGAGGGAAGGACUAUUUCCUUACCAUCAGUGGAACCUACCUGCCCAGCUGCUUUGGCACCUCCCUGGAGGCCUUAUGCCGAAUGAGACGACCGAUUCGAGAAGUCCCAGUCACCAAACUCAUUGACCUGGGAGAAGACAGCUUCUUAGAAAAGGAGAAAUCCGUUCUGCAGAUGGGCUCCCUGGACAGCGAGGAUGCCAGUGAGAUGCCGCUGCAGGUGCCAAAGGAGAUCUGGCUCCUGGUGGACCACUUGUUCAAGCAUGCCUGCCACCAGGAGGACCUGUUCCAGACUCCAGGCAUGCAAGAAGAGUUGGAGCAGAUCAUUGACUGCCUGGACACCAGUAUCCCCGAGACAAUCCCGGGCAGUAACCACUCCGUGAUUUUCCAGCUGCCCCGUUGCCAUCGCAGUGUGUUUCGGUACCUAAUGUCGUUCCUCCGAGAGCUGCUCAGAUACUCAGAAGACAACAACGUCAGUGUCGCCAUGAUCGCCGCCUUGUUCUCCAGCCUCCUCCUGCGCCCCCCGCCCAACCUGAUGGCAAAGCAGACUCAGCAGGACCGCCAGCGUGCCAUCAACUUCCUCUACAGCUUCCUGCUUGCCGGGGAUGAGGAGUGA